AAAUGGCUACCUUAGCAGCACACAUUCAUCAGCCUGCUAACUGCUAGCGAGCUAACUCUCAGUGUUUCAUGACGAGACAGUGUGGCUGUUACCUUCUCCUGAGCAAGAUAGACUUCCACAGAGAAUACUCAAAUGGCUGUUCAAUCUCCAAUCGUGUAGGAUGUAUCACUUUUUCGCAAAUUGAAAAUGAUUCGUUUUGCAUCUGGAAGUCGCAUCAUGUCUGGGUUUCCAGUAUGGAGAGGCCUUCAGAAGAUAACCAGAGCACCAAACUACACAACAAAGACUCAGCUUCUGUUUCAGUCUCAAGCCUCCUCAGUGUUGAUGCCAUCAAGACUUUCUUCAACCAACAGGUUGUCAAGCAUCAGACCCGUGAGCUGGCAUGCCUCACGUCUGUGCCACAGUGACUCACAUGGGACUGGAGAGAGAGACCACAGCAAAGAGGGUCUCAGUCUAAGGGCCCUCACUCAGGCUCCUAAACCUGCUCUGUACCUGGGUUUCUCUGGGCUCAUCCCUUUCCUGUCUGCACCUAUUCUGAUGGCAGCCACGCAGUCCUUCUACCCUGAUAUUGCUUUUGCUCAUGUGGUGUACGGGGCCACUAUAGUCUCUUUCCUUGGAGGUGCCCGAUGGGGGUUUGCACUACCAGCUGGUAGUCCUGCUCAGCCUGAUUGGAUGAACUUGGGCAACAGUGUGGUGCCCUCACUGCUGGCCUGGCUGGCUCUGCUCUGCAGGGACAACAUUACAGAGGGCGCCCUGGUAGUUAUUAUGGGCCUGGGUCUUUCUCUGCACUAUGACCUGACCCUGCUGCCUGGCUACCCCCCCUGGUUCAAAGCUAUGAGAACUGUCCUCACUCUGGUGGCCACCUUUUCAUUGGUAGCUACUAUGUUGAUUAAAAAAUACUGCCCGGAAAAGAAGCUCAAAGACAUUCAGAAAUAAUUCAAGAGGACAGUUAGUACUUUGAGCCACAUGGACUUAAUAAAGUUUUACAUUCAAAGCAGA
Molecule: messenger RNA, 996 nt
Organism: Notolabrus celidotus (New Zealand spotty)
Lineage: Eukaryota; Metazoa; Chordata; Actinopteri; Labriformes; Labridae
Product: transmembrane protein 69-like
Exons: 3
Coding region: 187-933 (248 amino acids)
Source: RefSeq, a predicted model, not a curated record